Molecule: messenger RNA, 1356 nt
Organism: Penicillium verrucosum
Lineage: Eukaryota; Fungi; Ascomycota; Eurotiomycetes; Eurotiales; Aspergillaceae
Exons: 2
Coding region: 1-1356 (451 amino acids)
Biological process (GO): proteasome assembly
Molecular function (GO): proteasome binding
Source: RefSeq, a predicted model, not a curated record
AUGGCGCCUUCAGCAGGCCACCUGCUGCUUCCUAAAAUUUGGAGAGCAGCAAGGUUUGCCUACGCAAAGGCUUCCAAGGCUAUACGCUCCAAAUUACCAGAACCCACAGAAUAUCAAUCGGUGCGAUACCAACCUGCCUAUGCCCGAAUCAACACUCGCCAGCCAAUCAGCCGUGCCGCGGCCAUCCGUCAAGCCCGCAGUCGCCACUUCUCUACCCGAGCAGCCGGCGCCUUCGCCUCUGCGAUUAGAUCCGGACUAGGAGCUGAUACCACCGCACGUACCACCUCUCGCAUCGUAUCUAAUAUCAGUCGAGUCAGCAGCCGUGCACCUUUCGCUUCUACUCUCCGUCCCAAUCUGACCGGUGGUACCCUCGGUCGGACUGCAGGAGGAUACGCUGUUGGAGCUGGCCGUUUUGGUGGAGCUAGAUACUUUUCACAUGGACCUGCCGCACCAGCACAAGUUAUUCAGAAUGUGUCGCAGGGUGUACGUGCCUUCUUUCUGUCUGGGCAGAAAGUCCGCUUCGACGGCAUCGACCCUCGCACUGGGGAGAAGCGGUAUAAGUCAGUCAGCACGCUGCAGGACCAGGCGGAGCGCAAGAUGAAUGCCAACAUGCACAACGCACCUGGCUCAUACAUUGACUUUCGAGUUUCCCCAACCAUCACUGCACUCAGUACUGUUGGUGGUGUCGGCCGCUCUGGCUCGUGCGAUUCUCUGAACUCCGAGGGUCUUAUGGAUCUUCUUUCUGCCGAUUUUGCCCGUGCUUUGAAGGACUUCUCUGCGGUCAUGAACGACCUCAAACGUCUCUCGUCACUUGGUGAUCUUCCGAUCUCCCUUCACGACCGAUCGACGAUACGGGUGCGCUUCCCGGGCUGUGAUAUGGAAACUGUAGAGCAACUGUGUUGUGAGGCCGGGAUUCAGCGAGGCCGAGUUGUGCAGGAUGAAGACUUCGAUAUCCGCAAUGGCGCUGAUCUAGCUCUUUUGUUCCCUUUUGCACCUAGUAUUGCCACUUCCUCCGACACUGACUAUUACUUCACCAAAGGCCCCGAGUCACAUGCACAGUAUCCAGCGGAUGUUGACUGGAAAGGGAUGAUGACACCAGAAGGCUGCACGCCGUCAUCGCCAGGUGAUACUCGGGAUUCGGGCAAUGCCAUCAGUUUCGAGGACAGUGACCUAUUUGGUGCCAAUCCAUGGAGAUAUUCCACCAAGAGCUACUCUAGUAUUAACAUCAGUGAGCUUGGUGAUCAACCUUUCUUUCCGGAAAUCUCCAGCUCUGGCCAACCCGAGAGUAACUCUGCAUAUGAAGGUGUCGAGGGGAUCUACAAGUUCUUAGCUGAGUGCGAUCAAGCCAAGCGUUAA